Emys orbicularis (European pond turtle) is the source of this 510-nucleotide messenger RNA. RefSeq names its product growth-regulated alpha protein-like. Gene Ontology annotation, biological process: chemotaxis; defense response; immune response. Gene Ontology annotation, molecular function: chemokine activity. Lineage: Eukaryota; Metazoa; Chordata; Testudines; Emydidae. Gene Ontology annotation, cellular component: extracellular region. The transcript is spliced from 3 exons. Bases 1 to 510 code for a protein of 169 amino acids. The record is from RefSeq and is a predicted model, not a curated record.
AUGUCCCGGCCGGGUCCCCGCGGGGAUAAAAGCGGCUGCGGGGCGCUGCGGUGGCUCACAACUGAGCCGAGCCCAGAUCCCCAGCACCAGCCUCCGCCGCCAGCCCGGACCAUGAGCCGCCCACGGAGCUUCGCCCCCGGCAGCCCCCUGCUGCUGCUGCUGCUGCUGGCGGCCUGCGCCGCGCUGUGCCGGGAUGCCCCCAUGGCCUGCGAGCUGCGGUGCCAGUGCCUGCAGACCCAGGCCGCGGUGAUCCCCCCCAAGCGCAUCGCCAACGUGGAGCUGAUCCCCGGGGGGCCCCACUGCGGGGUGCCAGAAGUCAUAGCCACCACGAAACACGGCAGGGAAGUCUGUCUGGAGCCCACCGCGCCCUGGGUCAAGCUGAUCGUCACCAAGAUCCUGAACAGGUACCUGCCCGGGGGGUGUCGCUGUUUGUGUUGUGCCAGCGGCCAGGGCCCCAUCGGUCCCGCUCUAUUGCACGAGCUGUCCAGGGUCCAGGGAGUGGCAGACUGA